GUAUUAAAUAAUGGAUUUUCGGAUAUACUUCCCGUAAGUUACAAGCAAAACUGAAACAAAAUGGCGGAAAACGAGGGCCCUGUGGUCGUGGACGACCUUCCGAUCUCAUUCCAGGUAAAAUACCUCGGGCAGAGCGAUGCACGAGGGUUGUGGGGCAUCAAGCAUACGAGGAAGCCAGUGGACCUGAUGGUGGCUGCAGCCAAGGCCUUACCACCAGGUCAAAUCCUUCCCAUCGUGAAACUGGUGAUCACCGUGGAAGGCGUCCACAUGGAGAGCAUCCACCACGGCCCCAAGCGAGACUUCGAGCACAUGUCUGUCUUCUUCAACAUCGAGUCCAUCUCCUACGGCGUCCAGGACUUGGUCUACACUAGGGUGUUUUCUAUGAUCAUCGUCAAAGAUAACGCUGAUGUUAAGGGCUUAAAUCCCUUCGAAUGUCAUGCCUUCGUGUGCGAGUCCAGAAACGCGGCGAGGAGACUGACGUAUGCGCUGGCGGCUGCUUUCCAGGACUAUUCUAGAAGGGUGAAGGAACUGCAGACAUCUCCAGAACUGGAUGAGAGGCCACCCAGCCUAAAGAAAAGAUUCGCAAUCGACCUGCGGACGCCAGAGGAGAUUGAGGCCGACUUGGAGACCGAAGCUUAAAUCUGUCAGAACAAAACUUAUUCUCGUAUUAUAAACGUAAUCCGUCUUCGGCUACA
Messenger RNA from Cydia splendana, 695 nucleotides. RefSeq lists its product as uncharacterized. The record is from RefSeq and is a predicted model, not a curated record. Lineage: Eukaryota; Metazoa; Arthropoda; Insecta; Lepidoptera; Tortricidae. Bases 61 to 639 code for a protein of 192 amino acids. The transcript is spliced from 5 exons.